UGACAGACUAAAUAAAGCAUUCACUCAUUCAUUCACAUGAUUGACUGACGCAUGUCGUUCGGUCAAUAUGUCCAUCCAUGUCAAUCAAUUUAGCUAGCCAACACUCGGACUGUACACACGCGCGCACACGGUGGAUCCACCCACCCCCCCCACCCGCCAUCUGGUCGACCAUGUAUCUAUCGCUAUCCACAAAAGGCCACAGACCGAGAGAGAGGAGACGGACAACACACCGCCCGGGCACUUUUGGUGGAUUGGUCACUCUCUCACUCUCUCAGCAAAUGGCCAGCCAAGUGGCUCAGUACGAACACAGACAGGUAUGUAUGUAUAUUUAUGUACGGCUUUCACACGUGCAGUCACGCAAUACGGAUCGGAUGUGUGUGUAUUUGCCCAUCCCCCCCCCCCCACCCACACACCCACACACCGACCGACCGACCAAGACUCAACCAUCAAUCAAUCAAUCCCCUGUACACACAUACAUGUAAUUAAGUAUCCGCCCCUACCCCGCCCUCCCGCAGCUGGAGCUCACUUCAUUGCUCAGACCUCCGUAUCAUAUCCCCAUCCCGCCCCCUCCUCCCCAGCUGAAGUAUUACACUACCAUACGGCGCGCAUUGCAAGCUGUGGCGGCCUUUCUGCUGCUGUGCUACUGGGGUGGGGUGGGCGACAAGCAUGCAUUGAUUCGGCCGCCCGCCCGCCAGUAGGCGCGUCGCCAUCGGCCGGCCGCUGCACACACAGACACCAUUCAUACCAAGAGGAACUUUGGUAAAACCACGACCACCCACCCCAUCCCAGCCAGCAUUGAGUGGCGUAUGGCUAGGCACUCAAUGAUAACCGACCGACCCACACAAAGAGGGAGGGGAGGGGAGUGGAGGAGGAAAGCGAGAGAAGGCGGCAGUACAUAAGGCAAGGCAGCAGAGUCAUAUAUAGGAUCGGUGAGACUCACCCCUCUCCCUCCCUCCCCCUCAACAAACAGAUAAAUCUAGCUAUCUAUGUAGCUAGAUCUCUCUCUAUCUCUGCCCAAUAUGCAUGCAUACACACCGGGAGAGCUGCGCUGACCGUGGGUGGAAUCUCUCUCUCACCCGUCGGGCCCGACGGACGGGUGAGGAAGGAAUCACUCCCUCCAUCAGCACAAAUCUGAUAGUGUGCAUCCAUCCCAUCCAGACAGACAGGCAAUCCGUUGGUUGCUAUGCUAUGUGCGUUAGUUAUGUAUAUAUAGUAAGUGAGCGGAGCGCCUCCACUCCAACCCUCUGCUCUUCCCUCCCUCCCUCCUCUGCUGGAUAGGAUGCCCCGCUGGCAUCUGCAUGGUAUGUACAACGAUCGGCCUCGAUCGGUCGAUGGCUACAGCUACCGCUACGACUCCGGCUUGGCACUGUCGCCGUCACCGGUGUGUCUUCGCGCCUCCUGGCUCAUCACCUGACAUAAACACACAGCCAGCCCAUCAAUCACAGAGAGAGGUGCUGUUUGUUUGUGUUGCCUGUUGCCGGCCAGCGGACGGUGCCGAGGUCGGUAUGUGAUGUGCUAAUCAAUGUACCUACCUUCUUCAUCCACUCGUCGUCCAUCCUGUAGAAGAGGAUGCAUAUCUUCUGCGGCAGCCAUGCGAAGGCAAACUUGUUCUCAGCUACACACACACACAGGGAACACGAUUGACACAUCCAAUCCACCACCAAGCCCCUCCCACCCCACCUCCCAGCCAGCGCGCCUACUCACUCACUCAGCAAAAUCAGCUGCCCCGGCACGGCAUGCCCAUGCGGACUAUCGGGGUCGGCGCCAUACAAAGCAGUGCCCUCCUGCCCACCACCACCACCAGCACCACCACUAUGAGCACCGACAGCCGAUGCAGAUGCAGGAGGGGGUGGCUGGGUGUGGGAUGGUGAAAGCGGUGGUGCCGAUGGUGUGGCUGCUGUGUCGUCGAAUGCUGCGGGGUCGAUGGUAGGGUUGGUGGCGGUGGAAUCGUCGAUGUCUGAUGAUGCUGUGGGUGGUGGGGUGAUGUCGGGUUUGGGGGGCACCACGCGGCGGCCCAUGUGGCCCUCGCCCUCGAACACAUACACCCAAAGGUCCUGAUCGAGUGUGUCCAUCCAUCCAUCCAUCCAUCCAUCCAUCCAUCGCGGCAGGAAAAGGAUGUCACGCGGUAGCUAUUAGUGUGGGAUGUUGCAUUCAUUGAUUCACCCAGGUACCCACCCACCUGUUUUUCGUUUGAUGGCCCGGUAGAGUUAGAUCUGUAGAGGGUGACGAGAGUCGAUGUGGUGGUGUCGGGACUCAAAUUGGCCCUGCAGACAGACAGACACCACACAGACAGACAACCCAUCUCAUCUGUGUGGCCACUUAAUUGUGUUUGUUUGUGUGCGUACCGGAAUGUGACUCUCGAGUCGUGUUGUCCCUCUGCUGCAUGUGUGUGUAGAUCCACAUCGCCAUCUCCAUGCUCGGCACCAUGCAGCUGCAGCUUGCGGGCCUACAUGCACAUACACACACACAGAGACAGAGACACACAUGGGAUGGGCAGGCAUGACCCGACCCGGCUACAUCAUGUGUGUCUGCGUGUCGUGUGUGCCCACCACGAGCCAUUCGCCCUCGUAGUCGACGGUCUGCACACAUACACACACGCACACACCAAGCAUGCCCCCCCUGUCGGCAUGGAGCUGGCUCCCCAAGACACCCCAAGCGUAGCGUACCACCAUCUGCAGCCGAUCGGGGUUGCCAUACUCGCCAACCCAGACGCCCUUGAGGUUGAAUUGUGGCAGGUAGGACCUCAGGCCGGAGAGCAGGUCACGCCAGCGGAUGGCGCCCUCGAAAUUGCGCUGACCGACUGCCUCGUCCAUCUUGUCACUGGGGGCAUUCAUUCACGGGGGGCACACACCACACAACACCAAGACAGAAAGCGAUGCGAUAGGCUUCUGAGUAUAUGCUGCAGUCAGACGGACCUCAUGGCCUUGAGGUAGCUGAUGGGGUCUCGGAGCUUGAGACCCCGGAUGGUGUCACGGAGGUUGGCCGCCUUCUCGUACUCCUGUGGGUCAAGGGGGAUGGAUGAGAUGAGAUGUGCUCGCAAGGCGCCCGCCUGGCCUGGCUAUAGAUUCACCUUGCUUACCUUGUUUUCGGCGGCUUCCUUGAUGCUGAUCUCCAGUGUCCUCAGCUGAGAACACAAUCUCGCCUGCUCCGUCACAUUGCCAAACAACUACACACACACACACACACACACACGCACACACACACAGACAUCCAAGGGCAUCCCUCCCUCCCUCCCCUCCCUGCCCACUCUGCUCACACACAUACAUAUGGGUUGAAGACCGAUGGGAACUGCUCCCACGAUAUGAAGGGCGAAUUCGACGCCCCGUCGCCGAUCAGACCCAGCGGCGAUACCGGCAGCUUAUCCUUCGACCGCUGCGGGCGCGACGGACUCGUCUGCCCGUCCUCACCGUGACGGUGGCCCGGCAGCAGACCGACCCGAGUGCGCGAGGACAGCCGGGGGUGGCCCGUCGUCGGAGGUGCGAAGGCGACACCAUCGUGUGUUGCUGCCGAACUGAUGAGGCGUGAGAGGGGGGUGUUGCGGGGUGAGGUGUGUGGUGCGUCGUCUGCGGCAUGUGGCCGUUUUCUGAGGCCCUCUGGCGGCCCGGCAUCAGCACCUGCAUACAUACAUAAUGUACACAACACACGGGCAAUGCAAUGUAAUGCAAUGUGUGUGUGGAGCUGCAAUCAAAGUGCAUGAUCUGUAUCCCACCUUGUGCAGCAUCCCGCGCCCUCGUGACGGCAGUCCUCCCUGACCUAUAGGGGUGCCUCAUAUGGCCAGCCGACAUGUGCAUGUCCGUCAGCUGGCCACAGGGCACACCGGUGCCAGUUGAGCCGAUGAAAAGACAGGCAAGGAGGAUGCCGACGAGGCAGAUCUGCGCAGGCCUCGCUGGCAUCUUCGGAAAGUCAGUCCACUACCCCGUGGCGUCAGUCAAGGCGCUGGGAGGGUCCAGAUGGAAAGAGGCAGAUCAAGUGCAGCAGAUAGAUAAGAUGAGCAGCGUGAAUGGAUAGGCGAUGGGGCAGGAGGGCAACAAGCUAGGGAGGCC
Molecule: messenger RNA, 4043 nt
Organism: Vitrella brassicaformis
Lineage: Eukaryota; Vitrellaceae
Source: the annotation of a GenBank genome assembly